AUGUGCGGGUGCCGUGUGGCGGCCUGCGUAGCCGCGCUGGCGGCGGUGAGCGUCGCGUUACCGGGCGCCGUGCUGUCGCUGGACCUCAACAAACUCUACGGACAUCACACCAAGAGAUCCGAGUACUGUCACCCGUACGAGCCGUUCAAGUGCCCAGUGGAUGGUAACUGCAUCUCCAUCCAAUAUCUGUGCGACGGCGCUCCUGACUGCAUCGACGGGUACGACGAGGACUCCAAGCUGUGUACCGCAGCUAAGAGACCUCCGGUGGAAGAAACAGCGUCCUUCUUGCAAUCCCUGCUGGCAUCCCACGGGCCCAAUUACCUGGAGAAACUGUUCGGCAGCAAGGCGCGCGACGCAUUGGAACCUUUGGGUGGUGUUGAGAAAGUUGCCAUCGCUCUUUCUGAAUCUCAGACUAUCGAAGACUUCGGCGCGGCCCUCCACCUGAUGCGGUCUGAUCUGGAACAUCUGCGCUCCGUGUUCAUGGCGGUUGAGAACGGCGACCUUGGCAUGCUCAAAUCCCUCGGAAUCAAGGACUCGGAACUCGGAGACGUUAAGUUCUUCCUGGAGAAGCUCGUCAACACCGGCUUCCUUGACUGAAUAGCGCCGGAGUCUGCCUCUGAAUAUUACCACGUCGUCCAAUAUGCUCCCAUCAGUUCAUCCUUCUAUAGCUAUCUCCCUUACGACUUCUAUAAAAGGAAUUAGGAAUUCUGAACUCCCUUUUCUCUAAAUCCUUGUGCGAUUGAUGUUUGAUCGAGUUCUAGUUUGAGAUUUUACUCGUUUAAUCAAUCGAUUUCUGCAACCGGCCACGCAGACUCGAUUUUUAAAACGAUUAAAUCUCAGUUGCCAUUUGAAAUUCUUGAUGUAAACGGAGCAAUAGUACAGUUCUUGUAGAUGUAAUAAUUUAUUUAAACUCUAUAUUAGGUUAGGUAUAUUUUUAUAAAGCUUCUAUAACUGUUUAAGAAAAAGUUACAUCGGGAAUUAAUUAUCGCGUCUAUUAAUUGUGAAAUGCUAGCGACAAUCGAUAUCAUGACUAAAUAAAAAAAACAUAACGUCAUAAAUAUCACAAAGAUCAAGAUUUUCGCUAUAGUAUUUCCAAGCCUUGAUGUAACUUUUUAAUUUUUAUGUAUGUAUGGAUUAUGAAUGUCGCCCUUUCCCCUCUAUUUCGGAAAACUUGUCCCAUGACGUAAUAAAAUUUCAGAGGCGACUCCAUCGGCGCGUCCAUUCUGAGCUAGAUAUAAAGCAAAAGGAAAUUGUUCUUAGUUAGGAAUUAUAUUAAGAAGUGGUAAAAAAAGAUAAAAGAAUGCAUACGCUUUAUAUCUGGCUUUUAAAAAAAAUCCAGUUUAGGACCACGGAUACAUAUCAUUUUUAAAUUAAGAUUAAAAAUAUAUUAGUAGAUGUAUCAGUAAUCUUAUAAAGUAUCAUUAUUUUAAUAUCGGUAUUGUAGUUUACUGACAUUUUUAGAACACCUUUUAAAUAAAUCGAAACAUAUCAAAGUAUUAAAAGAUGCUUAAACCGAAACAUAUCAAUAUUAUGUGAUUUUUAAAUCGUUAUAUUAAAUCAGUAGCGCUGCUAUUUCACCUUUUAGAAUAUUUCUAAUCUAUUUCUAGUAUUUAAAUUUUAUCUUCGAUGUUGUAAGUGAAAACUAUUUGUCAAUACGGGCUGCAGACACAACGAAUUAUUGGAGAUCGUUUGAAGGAAACACUUUUAAGAAUAGCAUUAUGCAACAUCUCUUAUCAAAUGCAAUCAAUCAUAACAUUGAUUUUUUAUAUAAUAUAAGGUGGCAAAGGAAAGCAGCCACCCGAAAUGGAAAGCGACCGCUGCCCAUAA
Molecule: messenger RNA, 1827 nt
Organism: Papilio polytes (common Mormon)
Lineage: Eukaryota; Metazoa; Arthropoda; Insecta; Lepidoptera; Papilionidae
Product: prohormone-4
Exons: 4
Coding region: 1-597 (198 amino acids)
Molecular function (GO): protein binding
Source: RefSeq, a predicted model, not a curated record